Messenger RNA from Fusarium vanettenii 77-13-4, 804 nucleotides. RefSeq lists its product as uncharacterized. The record is from RefSeq and is a predicted model, not a curated record. The annotation marks the transcript as partial. The transcript has a single exon. Lineage: Eukaryota; Fungi; Ascomycota; Sordariomycetes; Hypocreales; Nectriaceae.
CAAUCCGGCUCGCCCCUGUUCAGACUGUUGCCAGCAGAAGUGCGCAACCAAAUCUUUGCCCUUGCUCUCACCGACUACGAGGAUCCUUCCCCAGACAAUCACUAUGAUAACAAUACCUGCUUCACGCGGCCUUCAUACUUUGCGCCGCGCAAGACGGACACAACCCUACUACGUACCUGUCGAGCUGUCUACCGCGAGUGCAGAUUCCUACCCUUCAUGUUGACCGAGCAGCUGCACUGGCUCUCCUUUGAUGAACGUGCGCCUCCAGAGUACGAUGUCGACACUGCCGUGGACAAGCUGCACGCCACAGCUAAGGAGAUCGCCCAGCAGAUGGGCCAGGAACAAGUCCAGAUCGAGGGCAUCAGAGCGUUUCCUCAGAUGUUCAAGCUGGAAGCGGGUGACUUGGAAAGACUCCUGAGGACGCCUUACAUGGACCCCAAGAGACUCACGAUCACGAUUCGACACGCAGACUGGUGGUAUUGGGAGGAUGAUGCACCACUUCGCUUCGAAGGGUCCUGGAUUAGGGACGUGUGCGACGAACUGUCUCCCAGCCUGAACGAGAUAUGUAUCGAGAUGGAGACUCUGGAGCGCAAGAAGCGCCAGGUUGAUCGCAUCGCCAAGAUGAUGAUUGAGCGCUGGUUCUUUAAGAAGCCAGACGGAACCGUUCUCGUUGCCGACACAAAGGGGUCAACCAGACAGGAGAGUCGGUGGAGGGGAACCAGCCGUUGGCACAACAAGAGAUGGGUUCGUGAUGAAACGGAGGAGGGCGUCAUCGACUACUACAUUGUGUCUGUGACGUUCCGG